Molecule: messenger RNA, 1825 nt
Organism: Trichoderma asperellum CBS 433.97
Lineage: Eukaryota; Fungi; Ascomycota; Sordariomycetes; Hypocreales; Hypocreaceae
Biological process (GO): base-excision repair, AP site formation via deaminated base removal; base-excision repair
Cellular component (GO): nucleus; mitochondrion
Molecular function (GO): uracil DNA N-glycosylase activity
Source: RefSeq, a predicted model, not a curated record
GCUAGCCCAGCCAUCUUACUUGUAUCACGAAGAUCUUGCACGUAGCAAUUCAGCCGCAAUCUGCUAAUAUAUUUCGCCUCCUCUCUUUCGCUACUUCUUGCAUACAUUCCUGUACAACUACAUCAAGGCAAUUGGAUAUUGACCACUGAUCCAUACAAAGUGGCUGCUCUUGUUGGCUUACGAACUGCUAUUACCGUCUAUUCGCUCCCUCGACUGCUCAGCCGACCAACUCCACUUCUCCACAACUCUCAAUUCUGCACAAUGUCAAGUCUCAAGAGAAAAGCGGCCACAACAGGCAAUGAGACUGAGGCAAAGAAAACAAGGGCCAAUGGUAGCAUUUCUUCCUUCUUUGGUGCCGCCCCAAAGCCUGCUGGCGCUGCCCCCUCUCCAGCGGCCAAGUUUGACAAGGCAAAAUGGGUUGAAGGCUUGACUGCUGAGCAGAAGGAGCUGCUUAAGCUCGAAAUCGAUACUCUUCACGACAGCUGGCUGGCAUUGCUCAAGGAUGACGUGACCACAAAGGAGUUUCUUGAAUUGAAGAAAUUCUUAAACCGUGAGACGGCUGCUGGGAAGAAAUGGUUCCCGCCGAAGGAAGACGUGUACUCCUGGUCUCGUCAUACGCCAUUCAACGAAGUCAAAGUCGUUAUUGUCGGCCAAGAUCCCUACCACAACGUGAACCAAGCACACGGCAUGGCCUUUUCCGUUCGACCGCCAACUCCGGCGCCGCCAUCGCUUCGAAAUAUGUAUAUUGCUCUGAAGAAGGAUUAUCCUAGCUUCGUUGAGCCGCCGAACCGGGGUGGCUUGUUAACGCCAUGGGCCGACCGAGGCGUGCUGAUGCUCAAUACAUGCCUUACUGUUCGUGCACACGAGGCCAAUUCACAUGCCAAUCGUGGCUGGGAGCGGUUCACUCAGAAAGUCAUUGACCUCAUUGCCCAAAAGCGGACACGAGGUGUGGUCUUCAUGGCAUGGGGAACACCAGCCAGCAAGCGAGUGCAGAGGGUGGAUAAACAACGCCACCUGGUGCUCCUCAGCGUUCAUCCUAGCCCACUGAGCGCGUCCAGGGGAUUCUUCGAUUGCGGCCAUUUCAAAGCAGCAAACGAAUGGCUCAUCACUAGGUAUGGCGAUGACGGCGAGAUUGACUGGGCCUUGAAACCCGGAAACACAACCAAGAAGCUCGUCAAGAAAGAUGCCAAGGAGGAUACCAAGGAAGAUGCUAAAGAAGAUGCGGCCCCAGUAGCGAAUGGAGAUGCAAAGGGUGCAGAGUCACAAGACAAAUCACCAGAGAAACCAAAGGGGGGUGCAAAGACCAAUGUUGAAUCCAAGACAAAGAAGGCAGAACUCAAAAGCGACGAAGACGACUUCGAUUCUGAUGAUGAGGCUGCGUUGGCAGAAGCCCUUGAACUUGCAGAAGAGCAAACCAAGAACUAAGCAUGAUACCAUAUGAGAAUAGAGGGAAAGGGCUACGAUUGGAAUGGAAAAGCAGCGAUUGGACAUGAUGACAUAUUUUAAAGACGUUUAAGCUAUAAAUGAUAGCAAUUUGGGUAUACUACUUUGGAAGCGUCGGCAGACGCAGGAUUAAGAUCCUUCAGAUUGAAAAAUAGGGAAUUUCACAUAUUAUUACGGGAUUUACGGUUACUGGCGAGCAAAUUUCCCACUAAUAGGCAAAAUUUUGCUCCAGAUGGAAAACGAGGGCUAUUAUUUGAACAACAGCUGUUUUUUUACUAUACUUGGGCUCUCUGACUUCUAUGCUGCGGAAAACACCAUGAAGCCCUCGGCAGCUCACUGAAUACUAGUAGUAUACUGUAGUGGCCUACGAUUUGUUUCCGCC